ACAUCUCUCCCAUUCCCAACAUCGAUUCUCCAAUAAUAAUUUAUCUCACUGUAAAACACUUGACCGUAUAAAUCAAAACCCAAUUCCCCUUCUCCAUCGGAAUUUACAAUAAAAGUGUUAGUUCAAUCGGAGCCAUGGCUGUGAGGGAUUUGCUUUUGUUUGUGGCAGUAACUGUAAUUUCUUCAUCACUAAUGGCGCUGACGGCGCGUGGGAAUUCCGAAGGCGACGCGCUUUACGUGCUGCGACGGACCCUGUCGGACCCGGAUAACGUGCUUCAGAGCUGGGAUCCGAACCUCGUUAACCCUUGCACCUGGUUUCACGUUACCUGCAACCAAGACAGCCAAGUCACUCGCCUGGACCUUGGCAACUCAAAUUUGUCUGGUCAUCUGGUACCCGAACUUGGAAAACUCGAACAUCUGCAGUAUCUGGAACUUUACAAAAAUAACAUUCAAGGGAAAAUUCCAGCUGAGCUUGGUAACUUGAAGAACUUAAUAAGUUUGGAUCUGUACAACAACAAUAUCUCGGGAACAAUCCCUCCUUCAUUGGGAAAUUUGAAAUCUCUCGUCUUCUUGCGUCUUAAUGACAAUAAGCUGACCGGGCCAAUUCCAAGGACACUUGUUGGUAUUUCAAGCUUGAAAGUUGUUGAUGUCUCAAAUAACAAUUUGUGUGGUCCAAUCCCUACAACCGGUCCAUUUGAGCACAUCCCAUUGGAGAACUUUGAAAACAAUCCUCGUCUGGAGGGACCUGAGUUGCAAGGACUCGCCGGUUAUGAUACAAACUGCUCGUAAGAAAACUGUGAAUAGAUGCAGAAAUUUGCACCUAUUUCAUGUUGUUCUAAACGGUGUGUUUCUUCUUAUAUAUUAAGUCACAUGUUGUACCUUAAGACGCAUAUUGUAUGAAUAAUUGUCACUGUAGGUUGUUAUUUACUAUUAAUCGUGAUUAUUUAUGGAAAAAUUUUCAUGCUGCCCUCAUCAGAUACUGUAAUUUCCAUUUCCAUGUGCUAUAUAUUUUAUAUUUUUCUUCA
This is a messenger RNA of Olea europaea var. sylvestris, 1024 nucleotides long. Its product is annotated as leucine-rich repeat protein 1-like. NCBI's taxonomy places the organism in Eukaryota, Viridiplantae, Streptophyta, Magnoliopsida, Lamiales, Oleaceae. The transcript is spliced from 6 exons. The record is from RefSeq and is a predicted model, not a curated record. The coding region runs from base 135 to 788 and encodes 217 amino acids. Gene Ontology annotation, molecular function: protein binding.